GAAUUGAGCCGUUCAAUCGAGCACAUCUUUAAAUUGUGUUCAUCGAGUUAAUAUUCAGCAAAAGCAAAGAUGCGUUGGAAGUGGACUCUUUUGAAGUGUGUUGUUGUGGUUCUUGCAACACUGACGUGUGUAAAUCCUGAACCACUAGCAGAAGACAAAUAUGUAAACAUUGGGAACGAUUAUAUGCUUGGUAGAAGGCAAUCAACAAGCAGUAAGCCAUCAUUCAUCUGUACCGAAUCAAAUAUCAACUACGAUUGUAUCAUUCAAAACGUUCGGAUAAAUCGUAAAGAAGCCAAUGUUCUCGGUCUCGGUGAGGAAAACAAUCCUCAAAAGAAUGUCACUUUUAUCAACUCCAGGUUGCAGUUUUUGCCAAAACGAUUAUUUGAUGCCUUUCCAGAAAUGGAGUUGCUGAAUGCUGAAGAUCUUUGGAUAAAAAAUAUUGAAUACCAGGCCUUUGAAAAUGCCAAAAAGUUAAAAACGAUAAACUUGAAACGGAAUUUAAUCUCAAGCAUAGACGUAUUCAAAGCAGUGCCUUCAUUAGUUCACCUGGAUCUGUCUUAUAACAGAAUUACUAAUUUUAAUAACGAUGCUUUUGAAAAGAACAGAAAACUUGAACGGCUGUUAAUGAACCAUAACGACAUUUCAGAGCUACCUAGUUUCCAAAAUAUUGAUAAUCUUGAAGUGCUAAAUUUGUCAAAUAAUGAUCUUCAAGAAAUAUCUGACACCCAGUUUAGCGGAAAUCUCAUGCUGAAUAGUUUAGAUGCAUCUUACAACCAGCUUAGCCAUUUCAAUUUAAACCAACUCGAUGAUAAGCCAAAUCUGUCUUUCAUUUCAGUAAGCUUUAACAAUCUUGAAAGCCUUUACAUUCCAGGUCAAGUUCAAAAAAUGAAUGCCCGAAAUAAUUCUAUAAGUUAUAUCAAUGCCAAUAUCUGUACACUUCAACAUUUAUACUUAUCACACAAUCAAAUUACAGACAUUUCGGCAUUGCGAAACUGUAGAGGCAUGAAAAUGUUAAAUUUGUCACAUAACAAACUCCAAAGCAUUGAUUUGAUCGAAUCCAUGCCAGACUUGAGUGUUUUAAAUGUUGCACACAAUCAAUUAUUUGAAAUUAAUUUUCCAUAUAAGAUCCUGGGGCAACCUCUACAGAGUCUAGAUUUAUCUUACAAUUUUCUUAGCUUUGGCUCCACUAACAAAUUUUAUCAAAUGAAAACUCUCAAGUUGAAUAACAAUAAAUUUAUUGAAUUUAAAUUUGGUGGAAUGAUGAAGAGUCUCAAUUACGUGAAACUAAGCAACAAUGAAUGGAGUUGUGAUAAAAUUACGCAAAUUAUGCAAGAAAAAAGAGAAAUAAUUGUCGAUAGAGAUGAAACCUGCUUCAAUUCUCAGACUAGAUUAUUAAAUGGGAUUUGCUGCAAGGACUACAAGCGAGCUUUUAAUGAUCGCUCAAAAGAGAUGGUUAUGGAAUUAUAUGUCCAUGAGAGUGUCAUAAAAAAAGAUCUAGAGAAAUGUAAACUACUCAAGCCAGUGUUUGGGGUGAAUCAAGCUAUCAUUCAAACAAUGCAUAACAAAAUUGCUGAACUGGACAGUUCGAAAAGAGACGUUAUCAAAGAAAUAGAAACCGUGAAAAGUCAAAUUACACACAUCGAAAAAAAAAUUAUUAAUGACACGACAAAGCGGUUGGAACUUCAGACAGUAAACCAAAAUUUUAUAGAGUUAGUUGAAAAAUAUCGUGGAAAUUACGAAAUUGCAAAACAAUUCCUAAUCAGUCCUUUGUGGACACUUGGCAGAGUUGCAAAGUACACCCAGUUUAGGAAGAGAAAUUCAGACAAUCUUUUGGCUCGUCGGAUAAAAGAAGUUGAAGAAACUAUUGUUCGCGUGGAAAGAAAGAAUUUGGAGAAGUUGACCUUAAGAGUGAAAAUGAAAGGCUUGAAGCAUUACUGAACCAAAUAAAAGAAGAAGAAUCUCACUUAAAGAUAGAAAAACAAAGUUUAGAGAAAACAUAGUAUAGAAACACAACAAGCAGAUUAUAAGGAAGAGUCUAAAUUAAGGAAACAAGUGCCUUUAUUUUGUUAAACUGAUUAAAGUUAAAAUUGCUACGAAGAUGGCUUUUACGUCAAUGAUCACAAUAAAGGAGUUAAAGAAAUUGUAGUAGAAAUUCAUUCUCAAACAAAAUUAUGUUUAAAAACUGGUUUUUCGAAGUUUGACGAGCAGUCUUGUCAAGAAAGAGAAACUGAAUUUUUCCUGCUUCACCAUCAUCAUUUGUGGCCUUCUUCUGAGGUUUGUUAAAUUGGCAAGAGUUAGUCUUGUUUAAAAAAAUUGAAAAUAUUGUUUUCGUAAAGAUAAAAAAAAUCAUGUUCGAAUGUUUCAUAUUUCAACAUUGAAAAUCGGACCAUUAGUUGCUGAGAUAUCGACAUUAGAAAAUGAUGGGUUGUUUGGGUGAGCCUUAGAAAACAUCAAUUUUCCUGUUUUUAAAUCUCUCCAUGACAAUAUCUCAGCAACUAAGGGUCAUAUCAACAAAGUUUAAAAAAGCAAAAUAUAGAGAAUUUUCUCAACAUUUCAAA
This is a messenger RNA of Culex pipiens pallens (northern house mosquito), 2558 nucleotides long. Its product is annotated as platelet glycoprotein V-like. The record is from RefSeq and is a predicted model, not a curated record. Lineage: Eukaryota; Metazoa; Arthropoda; Insecta; Diptera; Culicidae. The coding region runs from base 70 to 1938 and encodes 622 amino acids. Gene Ontology annotation, molecular function: protein binding. The transcript is spliced from 3 exons.